Molecule: messenger RNA, 1407 nt
Organism: Aspergillus welwitschiae
Lineage: Eukaryota; Fungi; Ascomycota; Eurotiomycetes; Eurotiales; Aspergillaceae
Product: mitochondrial distribution and morphology protein 10
Exons: 2
Coding region: 1-1407 (468 amino acids)
Biological process (GO): phospholipid transport; establishment of mitochondrion localization; protein insertion into mitochondrial outer membrane
Cellular component (GO): ERMES complex; SAM complex
Source: RefSeq, a predicted model, not a curated record
AUGCUCGAUUUCAUGGAUUACAUCCAACUCGCCUUCGCCGAGGCGACGAAUUGGAACCGCGACAAUUCAUACUCGUCGCUGACGGCCACUGCGCAGUCCCUCCUCGACUUCUCCACUCCCGAACGUCUGCGCGUCCAUCUCUCCUCCCUAUCCACUCCGCACUUCGCAACAAGUUACACCCUCGGCACCGUCGGCCUCAUCGACGGCUCAGUCUCCUACCUCUUUAGCACUGUCCCUCUCGAUAAAUUCCCCAGCCGAAGUGCCCUGAUCCCCCUCCGCAAGCUCUCCCCGGGCUACCGUCAAGUGCAAGCACCCAUCGCGCCCAUCGCAGAAACAAUCCUCAUCAACGACGACCUCAACGAUGCCUCCGCAUACACUACCAUCGGCAAGAAGGCGACCCUCUUUCACGCAACCCUACACCUCCCACCCCCGACAACCCUAAACGCCCUCUUCCUACGCCGUAUCUCCCCAACCAUGCAACUCUCCCUAGCGGUCUGUUCAACCCGAGGCCCGCCGCUCUCCAAAUCCGCCCCGCAAGCCUCUCUGCUCGCCCAACUCUCCCACAACACGGGCAAAUACAACAACGAGUACCUCUUCAGCACGGAUAAUGCCCUCUUCGGCUGGCGUGGACUGUGGAACUUCGGCCCGGAUCCCCGCGACCCUGUUGCUUCGGGGUCUUCUCCCAGGUUAUCGUUGCUCUCUGCUGGCGCGGAGGCUUACUAUUCUCCUGUUUCGUCGCUGAUUGGCAUGUCAACGGGACUGAGAUUUAGCACGUUGCCUGCUGCUACGGAUGUUCCUUUAUCAAACUCAUCACCAACGGCUAGUACCAGCAGUGCUAAUGCCAACACCCCCAUCUCUACCUUCCCCUACACCCUCACUCUUACUCUGACCCCGUUAACGGGGUCCCUCUCAACUACGUACUCCCUCCGCGCAUCCCCGAACCUAGCAUUUAGCUCCCGCUUCGGGUUCAAUGUCUAUAGUUGGGAGAGCGAGAUGGUAGCGGGCUGCGAACUCUGGCGGAAGAGUAAGCCCCGCUAUCGUGAUGAUGGUGAUGGUGUGGAAUGGGCGCGACGGAAGAUACGCGAGAGCUUGUUUCCUCAUCCGCAUCCGCAUCUAUCUACAUCCACACCUAAUGAUAUUAAAGAUCUAGCGGGCCAUGCAUUAGAGAAGAGUGGGAAAGGAGAAGAGGAGGAGAACGAAUCUGUGUUGAAGAUCCGGGUAGAUCAGUCGUGGAAUGUGCGGUUGUUGUGGGAAGGUCGGGUCAAGGAGUUGUUGGUGAGUGCUGGGGUGGGGUUGGGGCCGAGUUCGUUUUCCUCGUCGUAUGUUUCUGAUGGGGGUGGAGAGUCCGGGGGGCUGAGGAAGUCGUAUUGGAGGGGAGUGGGGAUCUCGGUGUCGUAUUCGUCGUGA